GCACGCAGAAGUUGAGGAGUUGAUACCGGCGAAUGGGCAGAUCAUGAAAGUCAGCAAAUUUCUCCACAUUUGAAAGAUCAUCCGGACAAGUGACGAAUAUGUGUCACAUAUUCGAUACCAGAACCUUAUAUAAUGGACGUAUAUUGCUGCAGGCGCUUUCGCUGUUUUGAUCCGAUUCAAAUUGACAGGGAUGAACAACUUGCUAGCCUUCGGUAAUGAUGUGCCCCGUGCUCGAGACGUUAGCAAGCUAGAUUCAAAUUAAAUGUGUUGUCAUUACUUGAGAAAAAAAAUCUGUCGAUUUGAGAACAAAAUAUGUGGGGAUUACUGCCGACUACGGUCAACUGACGAAAUCUGACUGAGAUGUGAAAGCAUAAAUGCUAACUAGCUAGCACACCAGCAUUCCGAAACCAGCGUUAGCCAGCCAGCUAGCCAGCUAGGGACAAGGCACGGUUCUGUGCAGGUUGCUAUGGAAGAGGUGGCGCUAGAACCACCGACGGACGCGCUCUGUGAAUGUAAUGGAGGUAGAACCACCAACUCCGAAAAUCCCAGACCUAAAAGCCGACAUCAUCAACCCGAAUUCGGGCCGAACCCGAGUAACUUUUCUCGGCUGUGCAGUAGGAACGAUGCGGAGAGGGCAGAGGCGCUGGAAGAACUGACCCAGAGCGUCAUGUCCCGGUUGGGUCUGGACCGACCCGGUUCUGCUCGUCUCGAUAAACACACUCUCCUGCAGCUGCUGCGGGUCUCCCGGUCCUGCCCCUUACAGGAGGUCCGCGAGAGGGCAGCAGAACUACUGCGGACUGCACAGGAGCAAGGUGUUGAGAUUCCUCAGGCUUUGGCCUCCGGUCCUAGUGCCUUCAUCCCUGCACAAGUGAUUUUGGAUGAGGGACCAGAUCAGGAAGUUCUGAUAGAAGCCUUCCUCUCAUUGGGUCGUUUUGACCACAUCACCAUGGUGAUGGCCCUUCACCCCACCUACCUCAGCUGCUUCCUGCGUACCCAGCAUGCUUUGCUGGAGCUGGAUGGCCCGCUACCCCGCCCCUGGAGGCACUACAUCGUUGUCAUGGCUGCAGCACGUCACCAGUGUUCCUACCUUGUCCAACAGCAUAGUGCAGGGUUCCUGGAGGCGGGCGGGGAGGAGAGCUGGCUGGAGGGGCUACAACACACACACCCCAAAAUACGCUGCCUACACACACUUAACAAGCUGCUGGCACACAGACCCUGGCUCAUCACACAACAGCACAUACAGGAGUUGGUGUGUCCUGGGGCGGAUGAUCGUUGGUCAUUGGCUGAGCUGAUCCACGCAGUUGUUCUGAUGACUCACUCUCAUUCGCUGUCCUCCUUCGUUUGGGGGUGUGGCCUACACCCUGAGCCCGACCACAUAGGAGGCCACGCCUUCUGCCCACCAUCACCAUCCAAUAACAUGCCACAAAGCCCUCACAGUCCCGCCCCCGAGGACGGCAAGCCAGAGGAUGGAGUGACGGAGGUGGAGGCAUUGAUGAAGAGGAUGGUGGAGUUACAACAGCAGGUGGAGGAGUGUAGUCAGGAAGAGAUGAUCACUCGCUUUGAGAGGGAGAGGAGCGAGAGCAUACCUACUGCAGUGGUACGGGGAGCCCCCUCUGACUUGGUGUUGAGGUUAGUGGAGGAUCCAGAGUUCAUCUAUGAAGACUUCUCCAUCCGAGGAGAACAGUCACCUCCUACCAUGAGAGCACAGGACUACUCAUGGGAAGACCAUGGAUUCUCCCUAGUGAACAGACUGUUACCAGACAUGGGCCAAUUACUGGAGGAGAAGUUCCAGGUUGUGUGUAGUCUAACCUACAACAGGAUGGCGAUGCAUAAGGAUGUGGACACACACACACUCCGCAAGGCUCUCUGGAACUACAUACACUGCCUCUACGGAAUACGGUACGAUGACUACGACUACGGAGAGGUGAAUGUGUUGUUGGAGCGAAGCCUCAAGAUGUUUGUGAAAACAGUAGCGUGUCAUCCAGAACAGACUACAGAUAGGAUCUACUCUGCCUACUGGAGACUCUUUAGACACUCUGAGAAGGUCCAUGUCAACCUGCUGCUGAUGGAGGCUCGACUACAGGCUGCUCUACUAUACACACUACGAGCUGUCACACGCUACAUGACAUGACUACAGGCUGCUCUACUAUACACACUACGGGCUGUCACACGCUACAUGACAUGACUACAGGCUGCUCUACUAUACACACUACGGGCUGUCACACGCUACAUGACAUGACUACAGGCUGCUCUACUAUACACACUACGGGCUGUCACACGCUACAUGACAUGACUACAGGCUGCUCUACUAUACACACUACGGGCUGUCACACGCUACAUGACAUGACUACAGGCUGCUCUACUAUACACACUACGGGCUGUCACACGCUACAUGACAUGACUACAGGCUGCUCUACUAUACACACUACGGGCUGUCACACGCUACAUGACAUGACUACAGGCUGCUCUACUAUACACACUACGGGCUGUCACACGCUACAUGACAUGACUACAGGCUGCUCUACUAUACACACUACGGGCUGUCACACGCUACAUGACAUGACUACAGGCUGCUCUACUAUACACACUACGGGCUGUCACACGCUACAUGACAUGACUACAGGCUGCUCUACUAUACACACUACGGGCUGUCACACGCUACAUGACAUGACUACAGGCUGCUCUACUAUACACACUACGGGCUGUCACACGCUACAUGACAUGACUACAGGCUGCUCUACUAUACACACUACGGGCUGUCACACGCUACAUGACAUGACUACAGGCUGCUCUACUAUACACACUACGGGCUGUCACACGCUACAUGACAUGACUACAGGCUGCUCUACUAUACACACUACGGGCUGUCACACGCUACAUGACAUGACUACAGGCUGCUCUACUAUACACACUACGGGCUGUCACAAGCUACAUGACAUGACUACAGGCUGCUCUACUAUACACACUACGGGCUGUCACAAGCUACAUGACAUGACUACAGGCUGCUCUACUAUACACACUACGGGCUGUCACACGCUACAUGACAUGACUACAGGCUGCUCUACUAUACACACUACGGGCUGUCACACGCUACAUGACAUGACUACAGGCUGCUCUACUAUACACACUACGGGCUGUCACACGCUACAUGACAUGACUACAGGCUGCUCUACUAUACACACUACGGGCUGUCACACGCUACAUGACAUGACUACAGGCUGCUCUACUAUACACACUACGGGCUGUCACACGCUACAUGACAUGACUACAGGCUGCUCUACUAUACACACUACGGGCUGUCACACGCUACAUGACAUGACUACAGGCUGCUCUACUAUACACACUACGGGCUGUCACACGCUACAUGACAUGACUACGGGCUGUCACACGCUACAUGACAUGACUACGGGCUGUCACAAGCUACAUGACAUGACUACUGCCUGUCACACGCUACAUGACAUGACUACAGGCCUGUCACACGCUACAUGACAUGACUACGGGCUGUCACAGGCUACAUGACUACUGCCUGUCACAAGCUACAUGACAUGACUACAGGCCUGUCACAAGCUACAUGACAUGACUACGGCCUGUCACACGCUACAUGACAUGACUACGGGCUGUCACACGCUACAUGACAUGACUACGGCCUGUCACAGGCUACAUGACAUGACUACUGCCUGUCACACGCUACAUGACAUGACUACGGCCUGUCACAGGCUACAUGACAUGACUACUGCCUGUCACACGCUACAUGACAUGACUACAGGCCUGUCACACGCUACAUGACAUGACUACAGGCCUGUCACACGCUACAUGACAUGACUACGGCCUGUCACACGCUACAUGACAUGACUACAGGCCUGUCACAAGCUACAUGACAUGACUACGGGCUGUCACACGCUACAUGACAUGACUACGGCCUGUCACAUGCUACAUGACAUGACUACAGGCUGCUCUACUAUACACACUACGGGCUGUCACAGGCUACAUGACAUGACUACAGGCUGCUCUACUAUACACACUACGGGCUGUCACAUGCUACAUGACAUGACUACAGGCUGCUCUACUAUACACAAUACGGGCUGUCACACGCUACAUGACAUGACUACAGGCUGCUCUACUAUACACACUACGGGCUGUCACACGCUACAUGACAUGACUACAGGCUGCUCUACUAUACACACUACGGGCUGUCACACGCUACAUGACAUGACUACAGGCUGCUCUACUAUACACACUACGGGCUGUCACAAGCUACAUGACAUGACUACGGGCCUGUCACACGCUACAUGACAUGACUACGGGCUGUCACACGCUACAUGACAUGACUACUGCCUGUCACACGCUACAUGACAUGACUACGGGCCUGUCACAAGCUACAUGACAUGACUACGGGCCUGUCACACGCUACAUGACAUGACUACGGGCCUGUCACAAGCUACAUGACAUGACUACGGCCUGUCACAAGCUACAUGACAUGACUACGGGCUGUCACACGCUACAUGACAUGACUACGGGCUGUCACAUGCUACAUGACAUGACUACGGGCUGUCACAUUUCUACAUGUCAAACGCUACAUGACAUAACUACGGACUGUCACACGCUACAUGACAUAACUACGGCCUGUCACACACUACAUAACUACGGCCUGUCACAAGCUACAUGACUACGGGCUGUCACACGCUACAUGACUACGGGCUGUCACACGCUACAUGACUACGGGCUGUCACACGCUACAUGACUACGGGCUGUCACACGCUACAUGACUACGGGCUGUCACACGCUACAUGACUACGGGCUGUCACACGCUACAUGACUACGGCCUGUCACACACUACAUGACUACAGGCCUGCCACACGCUACAUGACUACGGGCUGUCACACGCUACAUGACUACGGGCUGUCACACGCUACAUGACUACGGCCUGUCACACGCUACAUGACUACGGGCUGUCACACGCUACAUGACUACGGGCUGUCACACGCUACAUGACUACGGCCUGUCACACGCUACAUGACUACGGGCUGUCACACGCUACAUGACUACGGGCUGUCACACGCUACAUGACUACAGGCCUGCCACACGCUACAUGACUACGGCCUGUCACACGCUACAUGACUACGACCUGUCACACGCUACAUGACUACGGCCUGUCACACGCUACAUGACUACGGGCCCGUCACACGCUACAUGACUACACACAGUUAAUGUCUGAAUCUGACAGUUGAGAUUGAUCAUAAGUCAAUGUUGUGUUUAUUCUGCUCUGUGUAAUAAGCUGCCUAUUUUGUGUUUGUGGUUAUAAUGCUACACAUAGAGUUAGGUUGAUCCAGUCAAUCAAUCAAUCAUCUCGCUGUGUUAAACUAUUAUUGUACUAGCUACUGUGUUCACAGUGGCUGUUACCAUUUAAUGCUUCAGAUCAUACAUAAGACAAUUGAAUGAAUGGUUCAUUUAUUUUUUUAAUGUACAAUAAAAUGUAUUUUGUUAUCAAAAUCAA
Messenger RNA from Oncorhynchus keta (chum salmon), 5494 nucleotides. It is a transcript of the gene sesn2, whose product is annotated as sestrin 2. The transcript is spliced from 11 exons. The record is from RefSeq and is a predicted model, not a curated record. NCBI's taxonomy places the organism in Eukaryota, Metazoa, Chordata, Actinopteri, Salmoniformes, Salmonidae. The coding region runs from base 467 to 2131 and encodes 554 amino acids. Gene Ontology annotation, biological process: positive regulation of macroautophagy; cellular response to L-leucine; cellular response to leucine starvation. Gene Ontology annotation, cellular component: nucleus. Gene Ontology annotation, molecular function: L-leucine binding; oxidoreductase activity, acting on peroxide as acceptor.